AUGUCUUCUGGCCUUCUGAAGCCUCUGGGUGUAUUUUGCAGUCAGUCACAGUCUCAACGAUACAUCAAAACUAUCAGGAACCUGAGUGAUGCAUGGCGUAGCCCUGCUGAAAAGCCUCUUACUGAGUCCGACAAAAACUCCGCUCUCGUAGAAACCAACUUUGGCUUUGUUUUGAAAAUCACAAAUGCAGUGGAAGAGCAACAGUCAGAACCAACGACUGUCGAGAUGUCAACCCACGAGCCUCCUAUUUCUACCACUUCCGUAUCGACCACAAUAUUCACGCCAACAGAAUCUCCCCGGCAUUAUCGUAUCUUUGCUGAUUACGGCACGGGUUUUAUUUGGCGAGAUCCGGAUGACCUCAGGUCUGACGAGGGGGACUGUAUGUUAGAGGCAGAAGAAGUGCUCUCUUCAUGCCCUCUGUCGGUCUUGGAAUCAUAUGAUGCGUGGGUGGACACAUACACCGGCAACUUCAAGGAAAGACGCGACAAGACUCAAAACUACCAUGCCACUGUCUUUCCGACUACCUCCUCGGAGGUCGCUUGGAACGUGACCGGGUUUCUGUUGGCUUGGCGCAUUACAAUGGCGUCUGAGGUUGGGAGGAUCGAGUUCAGCGCUGGCUGUUCAAAGUACUUUCUUGAGAAAGGGAAGGAGACGAGUGUUACUUGA
Penicillium canescens is the source of this 666-nucleotide messenger RNA. RefSeq lists its product as uncharacterized. The record is from RefSeq and is a predicted model, not a curated record. Lineage: Eukaryota; Fungi; Ascomycota; Eurotiomycetes; Eurotiales; Aspergillaceae. Bases 1 to 666 code for a protein of 221 amino acids. The transcript has a single exon.